AUGUUAACUGAUAAAGCGAUAAAUGAAUGCGUUUGUCCGCGAUGCCUUCAUUCGUCGUGUCCCCUUCCCAAUGCGGAGCCACCGUACGAUGAAAUCACGCAAGAAAUAAAUAAUAAUUUCAUAUCCGUCAAGGUGCCGAAAUGCAAAAGAAAAUUCGAGAAGGAAGACGAGGAUGAGGAAGAAAAAUUGAGUUUUGACUUUAAUUGCGCCGAUGCCGAAGGUGAAAAAUGCAAAACUGGUUGCACCAAAGUUCACGUGAUACCGAACGAGUAUGCCCCACCGAAAAAGCCCGAGGAAGAGAUGCUCUCGUUGAAGUCUAUAAGUCACAUUAUGCCCAACGACAGAUUAGACAACACUAUCGAAAUUGAAUUCAAGGCAGCGCGAAAUUACAAUCCGUUGCCUGAACCCGGACCACCGCCGCCCAUAAUUGUACCAAGGCAGCGUAUUAAGAAGAAGAAAGGCAAGGGGAAAAAAAAAAAG
This is a messenger RNA of Apis laboriosa (Himalayan honeybee), 480 nucleotides long. RefSeq lists its product as uncharacterized. NCBI's taxonomy places the organism in Eukaryota, Metazoa, Arthropoda, Insecta, Hymenoptera, Apidae. The record is from RefSeq and is a predicted model, not a curated record. The transcript has 3 exons. The annotation marks the transcript as partial.